Messenger RNA from Alnus glutinosa, 2675 nucleotides. RefSeq names its product protein ALTERED PHOSPHATE STARVATION RESPONSE 1. The record is from RefSeq and is a predicted model, not a curated record. Bases 437 to 2347 code for a protein of 636 amino acids. The transcript is spliced from 4 exons. Lineage: Eukaryota; Viridiplantae; Streptophyta; Magnoliopsida; Fagales; Betulaceae.
GUUUUGGUAAACAAAACCUCAAUAUAAAAUCAGUGGCCCUCUGCCCAAGGCUCAUUGUCCCCUGCCACUUCUCAAAGCUGUUGCCUGUUGCGCCUCCCACUGCUGUUCCUCCACCGCUACCACUCCAAGUCUGUCCCAAACCAAACGAGUCCAGCUUUACUCUCUAGAAAGAGUAUGAGUGUGUGUGUAUGUGUUUUGCGCAGAACCCAUAAAAGGUCUUGUCUUCAAAAUAAGUGUAAUUUUGGAGCUAGAAAAUAGAAAGAAACCCGACUGUUUGUACAGAACAAAAGCAACAUCGACAUGAAAAAAAUAUCAAAGCAACAGUGUUUUUCUAGUCAUAUAGAAAAGAAGGAAACUUUAACUUUUGGCUCCAAGUAGUUCCAACUCAAAGACACCAAAGUUGAUCUGCUUGCUGCAAGAUAUCAGAAGAAAGGACAUGGGUUGCUGUUACUCAAGAAUAGAGAGGGAAGAGAUCGUGUCAAGAUGCAAAGCCAGAAAGAAGUACAUGAAGCAAUUAGUGAAGGCAAGGCAAGCCUUCUCGGCCGCGCACACUAUGUACCUCCGCUCACUUCGCAGCACUGGCUCCGCUCUGCUCCAGUUCGCCAAUGCCGAGACCAACCUCCACCACCACCACCACCACCAUGUCCAGCUUCUCCAGCCGCCGCAAACUCCACCGCCUCCGCCGCCUCCGCCACCGCCAAUGAGCCCCAGCUCCGACACGUGGACGUCCGUUACGGCAUCCCCGGCUCCCCCGCCGCCUCCUCCGCCGCCGCCAGCGUCGUCCUCCACGUGGGAUUUCUGGGACCCAUUUGGGCCGCCGUCGUUGUCGAGGUCCGUGGAGGAGGAAUCGGACGAGGAGUCGGAGUCAGAGGCUGCGCCGGUACUGGUGGCCAGCGCCAGAGCCACCGCUAGCGCCACACCGCAGCGUUCUGUGAUCAGUGGGUUUUCGAAGGACACCGUUACCACCACCACCACGAGCGAGCUUGCUAUGGUGGUGGCCAGGAAUGGUAAAGAUCUCGUUGAGAUUGUGAAGGAGCUUGAUGAAUACUUUCUCAAGGCUGCUGAGGCUGGUGGCCAGGUCUCAUCGCUCUUGGAAGUCUCAAGCUCUACCUUUUCUAGUCAGAGUAGUAAAGAAGGAAAAGUUUAUAACUACGGGUUUAAUUUGAGUCCAUCGUGGUGGACAUGGGGCUCGAGUCCAAAAUCAAACGGUUUUCGGAAGUUUGGAGAGGAAAUGAUAGGAACUGGUGUUGGGGGUGGCAGUGUUGUCUGUAGUGACAGCCACUGUUCCACUGUGGAGAGGCUAUUUGCUUGGGAGAAGAAAUUGUGCGAGGAAGUCAAGACUUCUGAGACCAUAAGGAUAGAGCAUGAGAAGAGGGUGGAGCAGCUGCGGAAGCUAGAGCUGAACAGGGCUGACUAUGUGAGGACUGAGAAGACAAAGAAAGAGGUUGAAAAGUUGGAAUCGCAAAUGAUGGUUGCUUCCCAGGCCAUAGAGACCACCUCUGCUGAGAUCAUCAAACUAAGGGAAACCGAGCUCUACCCACAACUUAUUGGGCUUGUCAAAGGAUUGAUGUGCAUGUGGAGAAGCAUGUAUGAGUGCCACCAAGUCCAAACACACAUAGUGCAGCAGCUAAAAUACCUGGAUACCAUCCCAUCAACAGAACCCACAUCUGAGAUUCACAGGCAAGCAACUCUUCAGCUCGAGCUUGAGGUCCAACAAUGGCACCAGUCUUUCUGCAACCUAGUCAAGGGCCAAAGGGACUACAUCCAGUCCCUCGCUGGUUGGCUUCGGCUGAGCCUCUUCCAGAUCAGCAAAAAUCCGCUGUCCAGAACUUCUCAGGAAUCCAGAAUUUACACACUGUGUGAAGAAUGGCACGUUGCGGUUGACCAUAUUCCAGACAGGGUGGCAUCUGAAGGAAUUAAGAGCUUAUUAACAGUAAUCCAUGCCAUUGUAGUUCAACAAGCAGGCGAGCAUAAGCAAAAGAAAAGGUCGGAAACUGCAUUUAAAGAGCUUGAGAAGAAGGUGACUCAGCUUAGAUCACUUGAGUGCAAGUAUGGUCCAUAUUCUAUGCAAGAAUCCCCUGGCCCUACAAGUGGCGGGGAUCCAGUGGCAGAGAAGCGAGCAAGGGUGGAAAUCUUGAGAGCCAAGGCAGAGGAGGAGAAAAGUAAGCAUGAAAAGUCGGUCAGUGUAACCAGGGCAAUGACACUGAAUAAUCUCCAGAUGAGCUUACCGCAUGUGUUUCAGGCGAUGGUGGGAUUUUCUAGUGUGUGUACAGAAGCAUUUGAAUCAGUAUACAACAAAGCCAAAAGAGCAGAUGAGGAGCUUGAUGUGAAGAGGAUAAUGGCUUGAGAAGUAGACUUUUUAGAUUAGGAAAAACGACAGUGAUGGUUUUUGUGUAUAGAAGUGCAUGUUUUUGUGAAGACAAAGUGAAACUCCAGAAGAUCCAUUAAUUCAAGAGUACAAACUAAAGGCAAAGUUCACAGGCUUUGAAGCCUUUGGUUUUGUCUCGCUGAGGGGCUGUGACAACUCACAACUGGUUAGCUAGGAGUUUUCUUUCAGAUUUUAUACCUUUGUUUUGUCUUGUCAUAGGAAAGCGUUUGGGUGCUUCUAGUUUUAGGGUUUUUUUUUUUUUUUUUUCAUAUGUAGUCUUCUAUUCCUAAUGAAGGGUUUUGCUUAA